Messenger RNA from Trichoderma harzianum CBS 226.95, 213 nucleotides. RefSeq lists its product as hypothetical. The record is from RefSeq and is a predicted model, not a curated record. Lineage: Eukaryota; Fungi; Ascomycota; Sordariomycetes; Hypocreales; Hypocreaceae. Bases 1 to 213 code for a protein of 70 amino acids. The transcript has a single exon.
AUGUCCAAUCACAUAAUUAUCCAUGGCUUUUCUUUUCUCUUCUUUCUCUUCCCUUUUCGCCUUCUUUUCCGCCGGAUGACGCAUCAUUUUGGCUCAAAUUGGAUCGCAACUCUAGAUUUGCAUGUGGAGAGCCGAGAAAGGCUCCCUCUCACUAAGACAUUCACUUCCCAUUUGAUUCUACGCCACUUCCCCGAUAAAGAUGGCAUCAUUUAG